This is a messenger RNA of Bradysia coprophila, 1759 nucleotides long. RefSeq names its product DNA primase subunit 2 (gene Prim2). Gene Ontology annotation, biological process: DNA replication, synthesis of primer; DNA replication initiation. Gene Ontology annotation, cellular component: alpha DNA polymerase:primase complex. NCBI's taxonomy places the organism in Eukaryota, Metazoa, Arthropoda, Insecta, Diptera, Sciaridae. The record is from RefSeq and is a predicted model, not a curated record.
CAAUUGACAGUUGGUUAACAGUAGCUCAAAAAAAAUCAACAAAAGCAAACAGAUCAGUUCGGGUUGUUACAAAAAAUUUGAUUUACCCUUUGAAUUAUGGAUUUUGCCCGUCGUGUUCGAACGAAACCACAAACAAAUCAGAAAUUGGUGUCAUUGGAAAACACUUAUCCGCAAAAUAUUCAAUUCUACUAUGCACCACCAACAAGAGACAUUAACCUGCAGGAAUUCGAAGACAUUGCCAUUGAACGAAUAAAAGUGUUUAGGAUAUUGGAACAGGCGGCGGCGAAAAAUCUUCGCUACUGGUCCAAUGAGUACAAGGACAGUAUUUUGGAAGAGUUGAAUUCUCAAAAGCUGAAAAAUUACGUCCGAUUGAUUCAGGUGGGAACGCUGGAUGAGAGAAAGAAAGAGGCAGAAUUAUUGGCCCGGGAACGUGAUUACAUUUCACAUUUUGUAUUGAGAUUUGCUUAUUGCCGAACAGAUGAACUUCGGAGAUGGUUCAUUACACGCGAAAUGGAACUGUUUCGACUAAAGUACGGUGUUUUGUCUGCUGUGGAAGUCAAGAAAUUUUUGGAUCAAAACGACCUAAACUACAUACCAUUGACUGAGGAUCAAAAAAAUGAAAUUCGAAAUGGACUGCUGGACAGCACACAAGGAGGAUCCGAUAAAUCCGAAUUUUACAAAGUAAAAUUCACCGAAGUACUCGACCUGGUGCGAUCUCGGAAAUGUUUCCUCAAGGAUGGUUUCGCCUACGUCAGCACCAAUGACUUCUAUUCAAUUGUGGCAGCAAAGCAUCAGGAAAACAUUGAAAAAGGACUGCAGAGAACGUUGCGAAUGUUACCGGAAAUCGAAGAUGAUGAACGUUUAUCGGGCUUCCUGAAGGGCAUCAAUUCGUCGUACACCGGUAAAGACUACACUCUGUCCGACACUGCUUAUGUUCCCAUUGAAUCGCUAGACCAAUUGUCCAAAAAAUCAUUUCCAUUGUGUGCUCGGAUGUGCCACGAAAAUCUGCGUGCCAAACAUCACAUGAAACAUGACGGGCGACAGCAGUACGGAUUGUUUUUGAAAGGCAUCGGUGUCACAUUGGAGGACUCACUUCGGUUUUGGCGUGAGGAAUUCAGCAAAAUUAUGGAAGCGGACAAAUUCGACAAAUCUUACGUUUAUAACAUCAAACACAAUUACGGCAAGGCCGGUUCCAUGACCAAUUACACACCGUACUCUUGUUUGAAAGUUAUCGCCUUGCCGAAUCCAAAUCCACAACAGUGUCACGGUUGCCCAUUCAAAAUCUACGAAACGCAAACAUUAAAAACGACUUUAUCGGGAUAUGGUAUUGGAGCGGCACACGUUCAAGAAGUGCUAAAUUAUUCCAGCAAAGGACAUUUUCAGUUGGCAUGCGCUCGAUACUUUGAAGUAACACACGACACACACUUGGAGGAGGGAAUCAAUCAUCCGAAUCGUUACUUCGAAAUGAGUCAAAAAGUGAUGGAAAAGCGGGCCCCGAAUUCGGCAACACCAACAGCAGCCAAAAAGGUGGAAAAGGUUCAACGGAAACCGAACACAGACUUGGUCUUGCAAAAGAAGAAAAUGCUGGCUGAUUCGAUGUAUGAUGAAGAGUUGUGGAAUGCUACGCAAGAGGCCGAAAAACGUGAAAACGAAGAAAUUGUGAGGAAAGAAUGGGAAGACGACUUGGACAUGAGUGAGUUGAAUUAUUGAACUUUUUACAAUAAAUGAAAAAAUUACACAAAUUCGUCCUUUGACACAA